UAAUCGGAAAAUUAGAUAAUUUCGAUGACCUUGACGAAGAUCAUAUUAAUAGUGUCUUGGCGCCCAAACAUUCCCAGACAAACAAGAUGAUUUAUAGAUGGUUGUUUAGCAUUUUUGCGCUUUUCAUUCAGAUUUUUGCAAACUAUGCUGAAGUAAUUCCUAUUUGGAAUAUUGGCCAUAUGGUCAAUGCAUUAUGGCAAAUUGAUCAAUUUUUGGAUCUCGGAGCAAAUGCUAUAGAAGCUGAUUUCAGUUUCGAUAAAUAUGGAAAUGCUGAAUGGACCUAUCACGGAUAUCCUUGUGAUUGUUUUCGUAGUUGUAAGAAAUAUGCUGCGGUUGAAGAUUAUCUUUCUUAUAUAAGAGAAUUGACAGAUCCAACGAGCCCAAAAUUUAGAAAGAACUUCGUCUUAUUGAUGAUUGAUAAUAAAAUAUCCGGGAUGAAUGAUAAAUUAAAAUAUAAAGCGGGAAGUGAUGUAGCUGAGAAAAUUAUACGUUAUUUGUGGUCAGGAUCAGGUAAUUCUAAACUUUGGAUUUUACUAUCAUUUCCUUAUACAACCGAUAUUGAUUUCGUAGUCGGAUUUAAGGACACUCUGAAGAAAAUGGGAUACAAUCAUAUGGAUUAUAAAAUAGGAUGGGAUAUUUCGGGUAACGAAGGUCUCGAAGUUAUUCGUAAAACGUAUGAGAAGUUAAAUAUCACUGGAUCAAUAUGGCAAGGUGAUGGAAUAACUAAUUGUCUACCUCGUUCAUCAAAACGUCUUUUGGAAGUUCUGAAGAAGAGAGAUUCUCAUAUCGAAUGGGAUUCGCUGAAUAAAGUAUAUUAUUGGACGUUGGAUAAAUGGAGUACCAUGAGAUAUUCACUCAGGGUUGGUGUGGAUGGAAUUAUCACUAAUUAUCCUCACAGGUUUGUUUAUGUCUUGUCAGAAAAAGAAUUUUCUUCUACUCACAGAUUAGCCACCAUCGAAGAUAAUCCAUGGAGAAAGAUACACAGAACAAAGAAAGUUGAAUAUAGUGAUCGCACCAUACUUGAAUGUGAAUACUCUCUUCUUGAUGAAGAAAGUUACUAUUCUGGUAUGGUGAGAUAUUAUAAAACAAUCAGGCCUUUAUUCAUUUCGAAUAAAUCAUCUAGAAAUUAAAAAGUUAAACAAUGCCUCGAAACGAAUUUGAGUUACUUGAUUUUAACUUUAAUAAAUUAAAUGAUAAAAUAAUAA
Messenger RNA from Centruroides sculpturatus (bark scorpion), 1205 nucleotides. Its product is annotated as phospholipase D Hl-PLD1-like. Gene Ontology annotation, molecular function: phosphoric diester hydrolase activity. The transcript is spliced from 6 exons. The coding region runs from base 87 to 1130 and encodes 347 amino acids. Gene Ontology annotation, biological process: lipid metabolic process. The record is from RefSeq and is a predicted model, not a curated record. NCBI's taxonomy places the organism in Eukaryota, Metazoa, Arthropoda, Arachnida, Scorpiones, Buthidae.